Molecule: messenger RNA, 1296 nt
Organism: Mandrillus leucophaeus (drill)
Lineage: Eukaryota; Metazoa; Chordata; Mammalia; Primates; Cercopithecidae
Product: antizyme inhibitor 2-like
Exons: 8
Coding region: 1-1296 (431 amino acids)
Cellular component (GO): cytoplasm
Molecular function (GO): ornithine decarboxylase activity
Source: RefSeq, a predicted model, not a curated record
AUGAGCACCUGCCUGGAGGGCCUGAAGGAAGCCCAUGGAAGGCCAUGGCCAAAGGAGCUCAUCGCCCUGGGGCCGGAAGAAUCUGCCCAGCAGAUGGUCCUGCGGAGGAUCCAGGAACUUUCUGAUUCGGACCAGCAAGACCCCUUCAUGCUGGCUGACCUGGACAUGCUGGCCAGUCGCCAUCAGGCCUUCUGCCAAGCCCUGCCACAGGUCUCACCCUUCUAUGCAGUGAAGUGCAACAGUAGCCCUUGGGUGCUGCGUGUCCUGGCCGCCCUGGGCACCGGCUUUGACUGUGCCAGCCAGGUGGAACUGGAGCAGGUGCUGGGCCUGGGCGUGGCCCCCUCGCGCAUCAUCUAUGCCAACCCCUGCAAGCCUGCCUCCCACAUCCGGUAUGCUGCCCGGCACGGGGUGCAACUCCUGACCUUCGACAGCGAGGAGGAGCUCACAAAGGUGGCCCAGCACCAUCCUGGGGCCAGACUGCUCCUCCGGCUGAGGACCCAGGACAGCCAGAGCACCUUCCCUCUGAGUACCAAGUUCGGGGCCAGCCUGGAGGCAUGUGGGCACCUGCUAACGUCUGCCAGAGACCUGGGGUUGGCCGUGGUCGGAGCCAGCUUCCACGUGGGCUCCAACUGCCAGACACCCCAGAGCUUCACACAGGCCAUCGCUGACUGCCGGUGCGUGUUUGAAAUGGGCCGCGGGGCUGGGCAUGAUAUGAGCUGCCUGGACAUCGGAGGCGGCUUCCCUGGAACGGAGGACUCGGGGCCCAAGUUUGAGGAGAUGGCAAGAGUGAUCAGUGCUGCCCUGGCCCAGGACUUCCCUGAGGAGCGUGGUGUCAAGGUCAUCGCAGAGCCGGGCCGCUUCUAUAUGGAGUCUGUCUGCACGGCCGCUGUCAACAUCAUUGCCAAGAAGGCUGUGCUGGAGCCCGGAGGCAGCCGGAAGCUGAUGUAUUAUCUCAACGAUGGCCACUAUGGCUCCUUCCGCCUUGGCCACCGAGAGCCUGUCCCAAGGGUUCCCAUCGUGGUGAAGGAGUUCUGCUCAGAGCCGCCCCUCUUCCCCUGCACACUCUAUGGUCCCACAUGCGAUGCCUCUGACAGGCUCUUCUUGGAGGAUGUGCGGCUGCCGGAGCUUGAUGUAGGCGAUUGGUUGGUCUUCCCCUCCAUGGGCGCCUACACAUCCUCCAUGAGCUGCAGCUUCAAUGGCUUCCUGCCCGCCACCAUCUGCUACACCAUGGGCCCCCAGCUUAGGUGCCUGGGGGUUGGGGUUGAAGAGGAAGCAGGAAACCUCACACUCAUUUGA